AUGUCCCUUCACGUUCCUAUGGCCCAUCGUCCUAAGGACCAGGGCGCUACAAAGGCCGUUAUCCUGGUUGGCGGCCCUUCUCGAGGAACUCGUUUCCGCCCUCUGUCUCUCGACCUGCCCAAGCCUCUGUUCGAAGUCGCCGGCCACCCCAUCAUCUGGCACUGCCUGUCCUCGGUCGCCCGCGUCCCCAACAAGCAGAUCCAGGAGGUCUACAUCAUCGGCUACUACGACGAGUCUGUCUUCCGCGACUUCAUCAAGGACUCCGCCAAGGAGUUCCCCGCAAUCACCAUCAAGUACCUCCGCGAGUACGAGGCUCUUGGAACAGCCGGUGGUCUGUACCACUUCCGCGAUGCCAUCCUCAAGGGCCGCCCUGAGCGCCUCUUCGUCCUUAACGCCGAUGUCUGCUGCUCGUUCCCCCUCGACGAAAUGCUCAAGCUCUUCAACGACAAGGAUGCCGAGGCCGUCAUUCUCGGAACCCGCGUGAGCGACGAGGCUGCCACAAACUUCGGAUGCAUCGUCUCCGACGCCCACACUCGUCGCGUUCUUCACUACGUCGAGAAGCCCGAGUCGCGCAUCAGCAACCUCAUCAAUUGCGGUGUCUACCUCUUCGCCACCGAGGCCAUCUUCCCCUCCAUCCGCACCGCCAUCAAGCGCCGUCUCGACCGCCCCUCUCGUCUCGUCUCCUACCCCUCUUCCGAUAACCUCGAGAAUAGCUUCGUCCUCUCCGCCGAACAAGACGACGAUGAGGAGGAGAAGAAGGUCAUCCGCCUGGAGCAGGACAUUCUCUCCGAUAUGGCCGACAGCAAGCAGUUCUACGUCUACGAGACCAAGGACUUCUGGCGCCAGAUCAAGACUGCCGGCUCCGCUGUCCCCGCCAAUGCGCUCUACCUCCAAAAGGCCGCUCAGUCCGACCUCAGCGAGGAGCUCGCCGCCCCCAGCGCAAACAUCGUCCCUCCUGUCUUCAUUCACCCUACCGCCGAAGUCCACCCCACCGCCAAGCUCGGUCCUAAUGUGAGCAUUGGUCCCCGUGUGCACAUUGGCGCCGGUGCUCGUGUCAAGGAGAGUAUCGUCCUCGAGGACUCUGAGAUCAAGCACGACGCUUGCGUUCUCUACUCCAUCAUUGGCUGGGGUAGCCGCGUUGGUGCCUGGGCCCGUGUUGAGGGUACCCCCACACCCGUUGGUAGCCAUUCGACCAGCAUCAUCAAGAACGGUGUCAAGGUCCAGAGCAUUACCAUCCUGGGUAAGGACUGCGGCGUCGGCGACGAGGUUCGCGUGCAGAACUGUGUCUGCUUGCCAUACAAGGAGUUGAAGAGGGAUGUCACCAAUGAAGUUAUCAUGUAA
Messenger RNA from Fusarium sp. VM40, 1341 nucleotides. NCBI's taxonomy places the organism in Eukaryota, Fungi, Ascomycota, Sordariomycetes, Hypocreales, Nectriaceae. The record is from the annotation of a GenBank genome assembly.